This is a messenger RNA of Rhinocladiella mackenziei CBS 650.93, 1938 nucleotides long. RefSeq lists its product as uncharacterized. The coding region runs from base 1 to 1938 and encodes 645 amino acids. The record is from RefSeq and is a predicted model, not a curated record. Gene Ontology annotation, biological process: protein import into peroxisome matrix, docking. Gene Ontology annotation, molecular function: protein binding. NCBI's taxonomy places the organism in Eukaryota, Fungi, Ascomycota, Eurotiomycetes, Chaetothyriales, Herpotrichiellaceae. The transcript has 2 exons. Gene Ontology annotation, cellular component: peroxisomal membrane; cytosol.
AUGUCUUUCCUAGGAGGGGCUGAGUGCUCAACUGCGGGCAAUCCGCUCACCCAGUUUACGAAGCAUGUCCAGAGUGACAACACUCUCCAGCGGGACCGCUUUGUCGGGCGAGGCCCAAGCGGACUCGAGGAAAGCAUGCGUUCUCGGAUGGCCUCUAAUGGAUCGGAUCAGAUGAUGAACGACUUCAUGCAUCAGUCCGGUCAAAUGCCGCAGGCUUUCGCUAUGGAGCAACUUCGACAGGAACUCCCCAAUCUUCAGGGUCUGGCUCGACGGUCACCGUCACCCGGAUGGGCGGCAGAGUUUGACCCUGGUGAACAAGCCCGGAUGGAGGCUGCGUUCGCCAACUCCAAAAUGGCGGCACAACGACCAAAUGGUUUCUCACCACAAGACUUUGCUCGUUUCCAAGCGUCCAGCUCUCAGCGCACCUCGAGCCCCGUCACACAAACUCCGUCGGUGGUGAACAGCUACCAGAGACCAAUGGGCAUGGGAUACAUGCCGGGAAUGAAUUUGGGAAUGAAUUUCGGUUCUCUGCAAAUGCAUCAACAGCCUGAACAAUCGACCGACAAAGGGAAGGGAAGAAUGGUCGAACUGGAUGAUGCAAACUGGGAAGCACAAUUUAAAGAGCUGGAAUCACAACAGGAUAACCUGUCCGAGCAAGCCAACCAAGCAGUGGAAAAAGAACUGGAGGAAAUAGACAGGUCAGUGGAAACUCCCACAGAGACUUUCGAGGAUUUCGAAAAUGUAUGGCAUGGGAUCCAAGCUGAACAUGCUUCCAGACAAAUGACCGAAGACGCUACUGAUUUUGAGAAUGCCUUUUCCAACGAAGAUCUUGCGGCCUGGGACAAUUUCGACUCGACUAUGGGAUUGAACACCCAUAACCCCUUUGAACGAGAACCCAUGCUCGGAGAUUAUAUGUUCGAAUCGCAGAACCCGUAUCUCGAAAAUAACCAAUUAUCCAAGUCGGCAUUCGAACAAGGGAAGGAGAUUCUGGAAUCACACGGCAAUUUAUCACUUGCAGCUCUGGCUUUUGAGGCCGCCGUGCAGCAAGAUCCUAACCAUGUGGAAGCAUGGGUUCUCCUGGGCGCCGCUCAAGCACAGAAUGAGAAGGAGUCGCCUGCAAUCCGUGCCCUCGAGAAAGCAUUACAAUUAGAUCCGAACAACCUCGAUGCGCUGAUGGGUCUGGCUGUUUCCUACACCAACGAAGGAUACGACAGCACCGCCUACAGGACGUUGGAACGAUGGCUAAGCGUCAAAUAUCCUCAGAUUCACCCUCCUGAGAAUUUAUCCGAUGCCGCCGAAGUGGGUUUCACCGACCGGGCAAUUCUACACGAGCGGGUGGCGGAUUUGUUCAUCAAAGCCGCUCAACUGUCCCCGUCAGGCGAACAUAUGGAUCCUGAUGUUCAGGUCGGCCUUGGAGUUCUAUUCUAUGGAAACGAGGACUUUGAGAAGGCGGUCGACUGUUUCAAAGCUGCUCUCGCAUCGACAGAGACCGGCAUGGCCAACAGAGAAGGUCAAGUGCAUUUGUUAUGGAACAGGUUAGGCGCAACAUUGGCAAAUUCAGGUCGAUCGGAAGAUGCUAUCACAGCAUACUGCAAGGCGCUGGAAGUGAACCCCAAUUUUGUCCGAGCACGAUACAAUCUGGGAGUUUCAUGUAUAAACAUCGGCUGCUACCCGGAAGCAGCAGGACAUCUAUUGGGUGCAUUGAAUCUACACCGCGUGGUGAGCGAGCAGGGCAUGGAUAAAGCGCGAGAAAUUGUGGGUGACGGCAACGGAGGGAUCGCCGAUGCGGAAUUGGAAAGGAUGAUACAUCAAAAUGAAAGCUCGAAUCUUUACGACACGCUCCGGAGGGCCUUUACCGGUAUGGGCAGAAGAGAUUUGACCGAGCGGGUUGGUGCUGGCAUGAACCUAGAUCAAUUUCGGGCGGAGUUUGAGUUUUAA